AUGUAUUAUAUACCCGUGAAUACACAUCAGGUGUACUACGUGUUUGACGAGUACCGUCCACCUACCGGGUAUUGUGUAUUGUCUGUCUACAUGCAAGGUUAAACCCAUACCAUUCAGACCAGGGCCUGUUUAUAGGAUUUUGUUGAUAACUACCAGACAAGGCGAUACAUAUUUAACGCUAUUUGCAUUGUGUUGUUAAACGGGUGUACCAGUAAAAGUAUGUUCAAGAAGCACUACUUUAAUCACACGGUAAGAUGGCAUUAAGACGACGGAAACUCCAUGCUGUGUUUGGAUAUAGCAGUAAUAAUUCUUAAGAAAUCGGAAUGGAUAACAUGGCAAGCCCUUUUAGAUAUCAACAUCAGGACAACGACAUAUUUCAGUUAAAGAACAGAUACGAUGAGCUCGGAUUUGUCGCUUCAAACUUCAAUGAAUUUUGUUGUGGACGGUUUGACGAGGAGGAGGGCCAGGAGAAAAAACUUGCGAAUACAAAGAUCUGCAAGUGUGGACAAACAAAACCUGAUCACCAGAAAUAUCAAGGAUGCAACAAGUCGACAAGAGAGUCUGUCUACUGUGGGAGAAGAUGGAGGAAUCGUCUUAGCUCCCUCAGGUAUGUUCAAGUAGCUUCCUCGGAUCAUCAGGAUAAGAUACUAGAAUAUUUUCUGAAAUAUUGGAAGAUUAAAGAUGCGGGAUUGGUUUUAUCCGUUGUGGGCGACGAGAUUCCAAUCAAACUUAUGAGAAGUUUUCAGUCUAAACUCGUUCAGUUUUCCCGUGAUGCAGAGGCAAUGGUAAUAACUUCCGGUUUAGAUGAGGGUAUAACCAAAUCAGUGAAUAUGGUGUUCAGCAAGAUGGAUCAGUCCUACAAGCAACGCAAGGUUCCUGUAAUUGGGCUAUCGCCUUGGAACCUCAUAAAAGACAAGCCAAUGCUCAUGGCUGAUCCGAAAACAUUCAAGCGCAGCACCCGCACACAGAAUAAAGCUGGUGUGGACAUCAUGACUCGGGGUAACACACGCCUGUGUCACGGCCUGGGUUACCACAUGUUUGUAGACUUUCCUCACGAUCAACACGAAUAUUACACUGAAGGCAAUGUCGGGAAAUACAUUGAAAACGUCAUGCUCUACCGUCACUGUAUAGAAAAGAAACUAAUGGAACUCAAUGAAGACGAACAUGCAGAAGAACAUAAACAGCUUUCUGCUCCAGUGGUCAUAGUUCUAGCAGGAGGAAAUGAGUCAACGUUGACAUAUAUCGACCGCGCAUUGAAAGCAAAACUGCCAGUGUUGGUGAUUAAGGGAACUGGUGGACUGGCAGGGUUUAUCGCCAACGCAAAUAAUCCGAAUACGGAAUUUGAAAGUCUAAGGGAAGACUUCUUCCAAUACAUUUCGGUCGGGAAAAAUUACACUAAAGAAGAAAAAACUCGAGUAUCCUGUCAACUGGAGCAGUUAUUAAAAAAACUCCAAAAUGAUGGUGAAGAUUGUUUUGCUGUGUGCGACCUAGAGAAGGAGGCCGAUUUCAACAACAAGAUUCUCACUGUCCUCCUCAACAGCAGCUCAGAGCACCCGAAGAGGCUGAGUAAGAUCAUGAGUCUAGCGGUUGAAUGGAACAUGUUAAAGAACGAACAAGUCCAGGAACUGCUCACAAAGCAUCUUGAUGCCUCUGAUACAGACCUGUUUCAUGAAACUCUGUUGACAGCCAUUACGACACAGGAAAAACGUUUGGACUGGAUUGAAGAACUGAUUGGGAAAGAAAUAGCAGUUGUUGAUUUCAAUAACUUCAUCAGUAAAAAUCUAGCACAGCUCUAUGAAAGGGCAUGCCAUGACUACGGAAUGACAAUAUGGGAGGACAUGGCUCCACUAUAUCUUCAUCGGGAUGAAAAGGAAAUCGACGAAGUGAAGGCCAUAUCUAAACGAACCUUCAUAGUUCGAGUGAUGAAGAACCUCUUUGACAGGUACGACGAUGACUUUGUGGCUACAGAAGCAGAGCUGCAACAGAAAAACGCUGAGGUUGCUGAGGGAAAUAUCAGGAUGUUGCUGCCAGAGCGUCUAGGCAAUUACACCUACCCCUACAAGCAUCUUCUCAUCUGGGCUGUGAUCUUUCUCAGACCAGACAUUGCCAAGUUUGCUUGGCGCAUGCUACGACAUGAGCCGUUGCAGAGCGCCAUUGCCAUGUGUCACCUAAUGGAGAUAAUGAAGUCACAGAUUGACGACAGGUUUCAGGACGAGAAGAAACAACUUGACGAAAACAAAAAGAUGUUUGAGAAGUUGGCCAUCCAGCUGCUGAGUGCUUGUAAUGUUGGGGACGAGAACCUCACACAGCUACUUUUAUGUGGCCCGUCGUCUAUGUGGGGUGGAUUGUCCGCCCUCCAAAUGGCAGCCAGCGGCAAUGUCACGAAUUUCAUGGCGGCCCAGGCAGUACAGAAGUUUAUGGAUGAUAUUUGGAAUGGUGGUGUAUUUGUCGACGUGAAACGGAUGGUCUUGUUGCAAGUCUUGCCUAUUCUUGUGGCUACCCCAGUCAUGAAAGUAAGAGUUCCAUAUAUCCUCCAGAAGACAGACGAUUUGGAUGAGAGUUAUGGAAGGAAGGGAGGAUCCUCGUUCGUCAAGCGGACGUAUCAGAAGUUUAAACUGUACUUCAAAUCGCCGAGGACAAAAUUCUUUUAUCACAAUCUGACGUAUUUCGUAUUCCUCGGAGUGUUCGUGUAUAUGGUUUUGGUAGACUUCAAGAAAGAGUACAUCACUACACUGGAGAGCGUGUGUCUAGCGUGGAUUCUCACACUGCAGUUGGAUGAAUUGUAUACUGUGGGAAUCUUUCCUACAGCAAGCUGGAGUGCGACAAUCCGUGACAUAAUCGGUCUGACGACUAUCGUGGAGUCUCUCAAUGCCCUACUGUUUGUUCUUGGGUACUGUGUCCACCAAUUAGAACCAGACCAGACCUUCACAAAGAUAGCCUACUCCAUCAAUCUCGUCAUCUUCCAACUCAAAAUCUUCAGGGCGUACGUUGUCGAUCAGACGUUAGGUCCUCAAGUCGUCAUGGUGAAGGAAAUGACGGCGUCCAUGCUGCAGUUCUUUCUGAUCCUGCUGAUUUUCAUCGUGGCAUAUGGUACGUCUAGCCAGGCCCUGCUGUACACGGAGCGACAUGCCUCCUGGGAUAUCAUCCGAGACGUCUUCUACCAACCUUACUGGAUAGUAUACGGGGAAGUUGGACUCGAUGCAAUAGAAGAUGAUCCAGAUUGUGCUGGCGAUGCUAAGUUUUGUAGGAAACAACAUGCCUUGGUGUACAUUUUCCUUGGUAUCUACAUACUGUUGUCGAAUGUUCUUCUCCUGAAUCUACUCAUUGCUAUUUUCAGUAACAUCUAUAACGUCAUAUUUGAGAAGACCGCCGCCAUAUGGCGCUACAAUAUGUACUUCCUGACCUAUGAGUACCAUUUAAAGACAGUGUUUGUGCCUCCCUUUUCUAUCAUCAUUCACAUCUUGGCUUUCCUUAAAUUUAUUUUCUGCUGCGGAUGUAGAAAAUCAACACCACGAAACGAAAUCUUUCUUACAGACAAUGAAUUCCAUCGUGUCAAUCGAAUGCAGACUGAAGAACGAAAGAACAUGUUUCAGAAAGAAUUGAAAGAAACCCAAACGUCACUAACAAUACAAAUACAGAACAUCGCUAGCAGACUUGAUAAAAUUGAGGAGUGUCUAAACUCUGACCAUGUGGAGAUGAUCGGCACUGGAAAGCUUGACAGAAACAACUCGCAACGCGCGUUAAGGGCAUCGUCACGUGCUAUCUUGUUUACCAAACUGAAACCUAAUAACAUCGCAAAAUCAAAACCUUCAAUGUCUGAAGACUUGCAAAACGAAAAUGACGAUCAAAACACGCUCGAUCAAACUGAAAAUGACAACGAAAUGGCUUUGGAAAGAAAACAAAAAAGGUUGGAAAGAAAAUCGACAAGGAAACGUGAGCGGGAAUCAAGUGAAGAACGGGAUGCACAGGAGAAAAAUCCUUCUGUACUAGAUAAACACAACAUGUGGUCAAAGUUGUCCGAGAAAAAAGACGAUUCUGCUGGGAAUCAAAAGCAACACGUACCUGAAGAAGAAAAAGAACAAGAAAGUUACAAAGAUGAAUCGGUUUAUUGGAAAAAGAAGAAUAGAAUUAAACCUGAAAAUAUUAAGCCGGAUAAACCGGACGAUGGACCCAAAAAGAAGGGAAGGAACGGUGACACACUAUUAAGCUCACUUGCAGAUGAAAUCUUAGGUACAUUUCAAUAUCUGGAGCCCGGAUGUCGGAAGAAAGGAAAGAAAUCAAAGUCUAAGGACAGAGAUAAGAAUGCAGAAGACACUUACACACAGGAUAAUGUGUUGAAUGUUUCUGACCCUACGCCAGGACUGGAAAGUUCAAAAAUGCCAAAGAAAAAAAGAAAUAAGAAACAAAACCGUAAGAUUUAUGAAUCAAGCGUAGAGAUGGAAAAGUUGACAACGACAGAAAACAAUCUUGAUAGCAAGGUGACACACUUGCAUCCAACAGACACUAGGGAAGAACACUUUAAUAGGUCAACGAUAAGACGUUCACGGAGAGUCAAUGUGAGCGGGAACGUGACAGCUUCAACUACAAAAGACAAAGACAAAGAUAGCACAAACACGUCUGCAGCGCACGGGAUAUCUCCUUAUCUGUCCUCAUCUGACAACGAAAGCAACGCCUAAGUGGUAAUUUCAAUUGUUUAAUCGUGCAUUUAACUCUGUCAUCAUUUUAAAUUCGCUCAGCUUGUUCACAUUGUGUGAACUCAUUUUCCUCUCAUUUGUAUGACAGAUGUAAGACACACACGUGGUUUUACCUAAGUUAUCUAUUUUUAAAAUUGUUCAGAUAUAUUAUAUUUGUGUUAAAAUGUAUUUUGACAGAUUUAAACGUUAUCGGAAUGCAAGACUCGGAUUGCUCCAACAUUUAUUGUUACAUUGAACAAUGAUCGACCAUUGUAAAUCUUUGUUGUUUAUAACCGAAACGUUAUACGAGACAAUAAACAUCACCGUAUACAAUUAUCCGUGUGAUAAUGGUUGCGUUGCACAACUUGCUAGAUUUCGCAAAUUAUGAAUUAGGCUGUCGUAAUCGGAAUAUUUACAAUUUCUGUUACGGGAGAAAACGGUAAGACCAUUGUACUUCUCUCAUACAUACAGAGAUAUACUAGGAAGAUUUUUAAAGGAAGACUUCCUAAUGGAUGCAGCAUUUGGUGCAUUAGAAGCUAUUGAUACAGGACACGUUUUCUUGUCUCCGGCUUUUUCAGACAAAUAAACGACUGAUUGUUUUAUAAUGUCAAACAAUGUAUGUGCCUAUAUAUCAAAAUACUGUAAUUCCUUCUUUAACAUAGUUUCAGCCAUUUGUAUCCAUCCCAUCGUGUGUUUCACCAGAUAUGUAACGUAUUAAACUUAUUACUUCUAUCAACUUAACGGGCUGUGAUACCGAAUAAGCGUUGAUAUUUUCAAAAUACAAUAUCCACAAAGGUAACAACUGCAGAGUGGCUGCACUUUAUCGGAAACAUCCUUACUGGCCCACAUCUUGAGCCGGAAACGUUACAAUGGCCCCUACUCCCCAUUCGUUCCUUAGUAGGAUCACUUAAGUUGUUUACCUCGAUGUCUCCUGAAAAGAGUGUAUUAUUUUUCGUGUCACCAGUUUUUGCUCCAGUUUUUUGUUUGCAUUGAUGCCAUAAAAUUUGGAACGUUUAAACAGCUGUAAAAGAAAUUAUUGGAAUGUAUGAGCAUAACAUCUUUUAGGAAUUUUGACAACCUUUUUCUGAAAAUCUACUUUUUUCUGCUAAUAUAAAGCAAUAACACUCAUCAUAACAUCGAAAGCGACUUUAGACCGACGUGAUCAUUUAUUAAUGUAAAAUAUAUUAUAUAUACUGUAUGAUCCCAAUAUUUACUUAUGCAUUACAUUUUCAAAACACCACUCUUACCAUUUGUCUGGAAACAGCAAAACCAAAAGGUAUCCAAGCAUUCCUGCCAAUACUAUUGUAGUAUCUUCGUCUCCGUGAUAUUUAGUCCCUUACCAGUGAAACUGGGAGACUAGGUUCACAUGGGCCUUUACACCUGGACGGCUGCAUCAGGUAACACCUACAGGUGGUCUGUCAUACAUUUAUAUGAUCAAAACCAACCGUUACUAUAAUCUUAUAUUGUUUUUGUUGCGUGUGCGUGCAUGUUUGUGAUUGUAGACCAUAUAUUUAAGGACAUAACAUGUACAUACUGAUAGUGCUCAGCGAACUAUUAUUCGUUGCUACUUUUACAAAACAUCACAAGGGAGAUAACUCUUCAAAGGUAUAACAUGUCAUGAAGUCAUUGCCCUUAAUGCGUAACUUCCAUAUGACAAUUAUUGCAAUGUAUAUAAAUAUGAAUACUUAUUUUAUAUACCGGAUCAUUGAGUACAAUAAGGUGUAUAUAUAAUCAUUUAAUCUUUAAAUUUGGAUUUGUUUGACAUUUGAACGUAGUUCAAACUCGUAUGUACGUUUUGAGUUGAACCAUUUAUAUAAUAUAAAAAUAAUGAAUGAAGUAUGGCCAUAAUGAAGUACGGCCAGAAAGAAGUAUCGUGUGGUUUCCUGUUAAUACAAUAGCCAUCACAAUUCAGUUGUUUUAAACAUAACUGCUGUGUCGUCAUUAUAUGGAAGACCUCUUCGAUGGCCGAGGGUACCUGUUUGGCUUACCAUUUUUGUUUUUUAUUUUAUAUAGAAAUAAGAAGGACGAAAUGUUAAAAAUUCACUUACCGCUUUAUUUCCAACAUUGAACCUUAUAGUAACUAUAACUAUAAGCACCAUGUUUGUACUUUGAAUAUGGGAAAACAUACCGACAUAUAAAUCACGUAUUCAUUUGAUUGAAAUCUAUGAUUAGCAACUGAUGAUUUAACACAAGCGUUUAAGAUAAAUAUAGAACUAAUAUUUACUUUUCCUGUUUUGUUUAAGAUCUCUAAACUCGCAGAAGCAGAUAGUAAACUUACAUAUACAGUAAAGACAUGUUAAUGUAAUUUUGAGGUUGUUAUAAAAGAAACCCAACUUUCGUAACAAAUAUCUUGCUUUGGCUUAUUUUAUGUAAUUUUGUAAUGCAUUUUUUUAUAGAAAAAUAAAUGACGAAAAAAUGCAUGAUAUUGGCAACACAUACAAUUUAUACCAAUAAAUACAUUUAUGUUGUACAUCGGAAUAUUAUUUGUUUUAAUCGUCUAUGUAAUGAAUAGUAGGAUGUGAAGCUGAAAGAAUCAUGGUCAUACGGUUCGAAGUAAAUCGAGUACACCCAUACUAAUUAUGUCAAGGCAAUCAGCCAAUCAGAUAUCCGGAUUAACGUCAUAUGAUAUCAACAUAAAAUUUACAAGGUGGAAGGGUUGCUCGGAAUUUCUUUGUCCCACCAUCCAACCCAUGCAAUUUUUAGCUUCACAUUCUAGGCCCGGCGUAUUCUUCUUGUGCUGGGCGUAUUCUUGUGCUCCACCUUUUUGAUAUAUAUCUAAGAUAUUGUUUAUGUUUGUAAAUAUGUUUAUGCAACAUGGUUGUUCGUCAUUUAAUAAAA
Molecule: messenger RNA, 7511 nt
Organism: Mizuhopecten yessoensis (Yesso scallop)
Lineage: Eukaryota; Metazoa; Mollusca; Bivalvia; Pectinida; Pectinidae
Product: transient receptor potential cation channel subfamily M member 3-like
Exons: 26
Coding region: 324-4676 (1450 amino acids)
Biological process (GO): calcium ion transmembrane transport
Cellular component (GO): membrane
Molecular function (GO): ligand-gated calcium channel activity
Source: RefSeq, a predicted model, not a curated record